This is a messenger RNA of Aspergillus alliaceus, 1954 nucleotides long. RefSeq names its product dihydroxy-acid dehydratase. The transcript is spliced from 2 exons. The coding region runs from base 105 to 1895 and encodes 596 amino acids. Gene Ontology annotation, biological process: branched-chain amino acid biosynthetic process. Gene Ontology annotation, cellular component: mitochondrion. Gene Ontology annotation, molecular function: dihydroxy-acid dehydratase activity. NCBI's taxonomy places the organism in Eukaryota, Fungi, Ascomycota, Eurotiomycetes, Eurotiales, Aspergillaceae. The record is from RefSeq and is a predicted model, not a curated record.
GUUUGGCAAUGAUUCUUGCAGGGUGGGCGUUUCGAACACAGUGGACUUUUCUUCCUCUUUCUUUUCCCUAAACAUUAUUCCCCGUACACGUAUCUGCAAGCAUCAUGCUCGCGUCGAAUAUCAGAGUCAGAACUCUGGCAUCAUGGCGACAAGCUCAGUUGAACAAUACACGUCUUCUUGUUACCCCGCACCGUUAUAAUUCCGACGAUGCCCUCAACAGAAUCUCCUCGAAAAUAACACAACCCAAAUCACAGGGUGCCUCACAAGCAAUGCUGUAUGCGGCCGGCCUAACAGAGGAGGACAUGUCGAAGCCGCAGGUCGGUAUCUCCUCUGUGUGGUUCGAGGGUAACCCAUGUAACAUGCACCUGCACGACCUUUCCGGGAUCGUGCGCAAUUCCGUCCACCGGGCGGGUCUGGUCCCUAUGCGAUUCAACUCGGUCGGCGUGUCCGAUGGGAUCAGUAUGGGCACAAAAGGAAUGCGAUACAGCUUGCAGAGUCGUGAGAUUAUUGCUGAUGGCAUUGAGACUGUGAUGAAUGCGCAGUGGUAUGAUGCGAACGUGUCACUGCCGGGUUGCGAUAAGAAUAUGCCUGGUGUGUUAAUGGCGAUGGGACGCACGAAUCGGCCUAGUAUCAUGGUCUAUGGUGGUAGUAUUAAGCCCGGAUGCAGUGCAAAGGGCCAAAAGUUGGACCUGGUCAGUGCGUUCCAGGCGUAUGGGCAGUAUAUCACGGAGCAGAUCGACGAGGCAGAGCGGUUCGAUAUCAUUCGCAAUGCAUGCCCCGGCAGAGGUGCCUGUGGUGGUAUGUACACGGCCAAUACGCUGGCGACGGCCAUUGAGACUAUGGGUAUGACAGUUCCCGGUAGCAGUAGUUGUCCGGCAGACGAUCCCAGGAAACUGGUCGAAUGUGAGAACAUCGGCGAGGUGGUCAAGAAUAUGCUCAAAGAGGAUAUUAAGCCCAGGGAUGUCAUGACACGUCAAGCAUUUGAAAAUGCAAUGAUUGUGGUGAACAUCUUGGGUGGCAGCACAAACGCUGUCCUGCAUUUGAUUGCUAUUGCUGACUCUGUCGGUAUCAAGUUGACUAUCGAUGACUUCCAAGCAGUGUCCGACAAGACACCGUUCCUAGCUGACUUGAAGCCAUCUGGAAAAUAUGUUAUGCACGAUCUAUAUAACAUUGGGGGUACACCAGCCCUCCUCAGAUACCUUCUGAAGGAGGACCUGAUUGACGGCUCAGGAAUCACUAUCACCGGCAAAACAAUGAAGGAUAAUGUAGCCUCGUGGCCCGACUUUCCUGCUGACCAGGACAUCAUUCGACCCCUGAGCAAACCCAUCAAACCAUCCGGUCAUCUCCAGGUUCUCCGCGGAUCACUGGCUCCUGGCGGUUCCGUGGGUAAGAUUACUGGCAAGGAAGGUCUGCGGUUCGAGGGCAUAGCCAAAUGCUACGACUGCGAAGAAGCAUUUAUCGACUCUCUUGAGCGGGGCGAGAUUAAGAAGGGCGAGAAGACGGUCAUUAUCAUCCGCUACGAAGGUCCAAAGGGUGGUCCGGGAAUGCCUGAGAUGCUUAAGCCCAGCGCGGCUAUUAUGGGUGCCGGUCUUGGCCAGGAUGUCGCGCUGCUCACAGAUGGGAGAUUCUCUGGUGGUAGCCACGGAUUCUUGAUCGGACAUAUCGUGCCUGAAGCCAUGGAGGGCGGCCCGAUUGCGCUGGCCCGAGACGGUGAUAGGAUCGUGAUUGAUGCUGAGGCAAGGGUGGUUGAUCUGGAGGUCCAGCCUGAAGAGCUCGAUAAGAGAAGGAAGGAGUGGAAAGCACCUCCAUUCAGAUACCAGAAGGGAACCUUGAAGAAGUAUUCUGCCCUGGUCAGCGAUGCCAGCCAUGGUUGUGUGACGGAUGGACCAAUCUAGAUAUCUCGCUAGCCAGAAGCCGUGAUGGCAUUAAAAAGUAUAUAAUGCAUUAUAUACUU